AUGGAAAAUCAAAGAAUAAUAUCAACUGAUAAAGGAUCAACAACAACAGCAACUAAAAGAACCAUAGAAUCAGCAGAACAACUAACUCCCACAUCACCGGAAAUGUCAAUGGUAAAAACAAAAAAAUCAGCAAUAGAGGAGGCUGCAGCAAGAUUAAGGACAUUUGGGAUGAGAAUGCUUUCUAAUAAUUUAAAAAAAGCAAAUGUUAUAUGUAAUAAUCUUAUUAAAUCUGUAUUAAUCACAUUUAAUGAAUUGGGAAAUCAAAAUAUUUAUGUUAACAUAAAUAACAACAAUAACAACAAAAUCACAAAUGAUAGCAACGGCAACAAUACUAACAGCAGUAGUAAAUAUGGUCACUAUGAUGAAUAUAUAAAGACAAUGAUACAAUCAAUCAAGGAACUAGAACUUUAUGACUCAUUUAAAUAUGCAUUUCUAGACAAUUCAAAGAAAUUUUUUCGUGAGAAAAGUUUAUCAUACCGACCAUUAAUUGAAAAUCGUAAUAUAGGCACCUAUUUGAAGUUGAUCAAGCAACAAAUUGAGUUUGAGAUUGAUAAAGUGACUUAUUUUUUUGGUGAAGAUUUGUAUAUCAGAGAAUCUUCAGCUAAGAUCAUGAUUAAUGAAUAUUACCUCAGGCAUAUGGAUAUUAUAAUUGAAAAAGAAAAUUUGGAAACAUUAAGUCAAUUAAAUAAGAAAUUUAAAAACAUUCAAUCAAAUGAAAAACAUUCAAAUAUUGUAAAUAUGUGGAAUAAAAAUUUUAUGUCAUUUGUCAAUGAAAAAAAAGAUAAUAUCACUAAUUUUUGUGUCGAUUAUAUUGAUCAUUUAAUAAUAACACCUUCAGACAACACAAAAUCAGAGAAAACAGAUGAAAUAUUAGAAAUUACUUCAUUAAUCGUAUUAUUAGAUGGGGAUGAUUUAUAUUUAGAUAAUUUAAAUGCAAUGAUUAAAGACAUCCAUGAAUCAAUUGAAAUAAAAAAAGAUUUUGAUAUUUUUAAUCAUCUAAAAGUAACAAUAUUAACAGGGUCUUAUUGGCCAAACUUUAUCACUGGAUCGUCAUCUGGAGUUGUUGAUCUAAAAAUACCAUAUGAAUUGUUCUUGAUGAGGAAAUCAUUUCAAGAUUAUUAUUAUUGCAAGGGAAAAGAUAGAAAUCUUAAAUGGUUACAUUCCUAUGAUAAUCUAAUUAUUUCUUCAAUUCAUCCAAAGAGAUUGAAUUUAUCCGAUGCUAUUUUUAUUAAUGAAAACUUAAACUACAUCGAAUCAACCGUCGACAAUCCAAUAAUAAUCGCUGAACGAAAAUCACAAAAACAGGUAUCAACAUCAGAGGAUGUUCAAACCUCUUCUUAUAAUAUAUCCAACGAAAUAAGAAUAGAUUCAAGGAUAAUGAAAUUAAUGAAAUUGCAUAAACGUUACCAACAAAAUAGUUUGAUUAGUUUUAUACAAAAAGAUUUUAAAAAUAAUUUUCAUCAACAAAUUCAGAUUAAAUCCUUAAUAAAACGACAAUUUUUAAGAAUUGAAGGCAAAAAUGUUAUUUAUGAAUUGUCUUCCAUAGAACGUAUCUGCUUUCAAAUCGAACAGGCUCAUUGGUUCUAUGAAGAUUUUGUUCGUGAACAAAAUCCAAGUUUACCCAGCUUCACAUUAAAAUAUAAAAUAAGGGUUCCAGUAUGCGGCGCAAUAAUGUUAAAUCUUACUAUGGAUAAGGUUCUAUUGGUAAAAGGUUGGUCAUCACGAUCAGGUUGGGGUUUUCCAAAAGGCAAAAUAAAUAAAGAUGAACUUGAUUCAAUUUGUGCCGUUAGAGAGGUGUUUGAGGAGACUGGGUAUGAUAUCACACCAUUGAUUAAAGAAAAUGAUUUUGUUGAAAUAACAAUUCGUGGCCAAAGGAUCAGACUAUAUAUAGUGGCUGGUGUACUAGAAGGUGCUAAUUUUUGUCCACAGACACGUAAAGAAAUCAGUAAAAUAGAAUGGCAUAAUCUUUCAGAUUUACCCACUUGGACAAAAAAUCGUAAUAAAGAAUCACCUUAUAAUUGUGGUGGUGGUUGUGUUAAAUAUGGUAGCAGUAGAUAUUACAUGGUUGUUCCAUUUGUUACGAAUAAGAAAUCAUAUUGGUUAGAUGAUAACAAUUAUGCUAUAAAACCCUCGCACGAAUCAGCAAUCAUUUGUUCUGAAAGUGAUGGCAUAGAAGAGGAUGAAGAGGACGAAAAUUUGGCUUUUAUUGAUGAUCAUGGUCAUAACAUAGAGGAUGAAAACUCAAUAUUUGAUCAUACAACAUUUAUUUAUCAUAAUAUCAAUAGCAACAAUGGCAACAGUAAUAAUUACAAAAAUAAUUCAUCCGAUAAUUUUGUUGAUAAUAAAAAAGGUAAAGCUAAGGCGGAUUUAAAUUAUACAAAAAAUACAAGAUCAAACCAUGCUACUAGCACCACCACUACCACAAUUACAGCACCCAAUAACAAUAAAACAUUUGUACCAUCAAUAUUUAAUAAUUUAGAAACUCAACGAAAGAAUUCAUUGCUCAAUAUACUCCAAUCGACUAAAUCCAUGGAAUCCUCAUCGUCAUCGCUAGCAACAUUUAAUAAUAUAGAAUAUAAUAAUAAUAAUAAUGAUAAUAAUAAUACUUCAAACAACAUACCAUUGUAUAAUAAUAUACUUCAAUAUCCUAAUACUAAUAAUUUCAAUGCUAGUAAUAAUCUUAAUUCAACAAAUCAACAACAUCGUCAUCAUCAACUAUCUUUGGAAUCAUCUUCUUUUUAUAAUAACAACAAUAGCACAAACAACUAUCACAAUAAUAAUAAUUAUAAUAAAAACAAUGACAAUAGAUUAUUAAACCUCAUGACAACUUCCCAAUCAGUUCAAGGCACUUCUGCUAAUAAUGCGCUCUAUGAAGAAAUAAGGGCACAAGAAAGACAAUUACUUGAAUGGAUAACAACUCAAAUAUAA
This is a messenger RNA of Entrophospora sp. SA101, 2928 nucleotides long. The record is from the annotation of a GenBank genome assembly. Lineage: Eukaryota; Fungi; Glomeromycota; Glomeromycetes; Entrophosporales; Entrophosporaceae.